Molecule: messenger RNA, 3772 nt
Organism: Carlito syrichta (Philippine tarsier)
Lineage: Eukaryota; Metazoa; Chordata; Mammalia; Primates; Tarsiidae
Gene: CAPN2
Product: calpain 2
Exons: 24
Coding region: 1-2646 (881 amino acids)
Biological process (GO): proteolysis
Cellular component (GO): cytoplasm
Molecular function (GO): calcium ion binding; calcium-dependent cysteine-type endopeptidase activity
Source: RefSeq, a predicted model, not a curated record
AUGACCGGCCGAGCCGCCGAGCCCGGCCAGCCGGGGCGAUUUUUAUUUGCCACAUCUGGCAGCCCUAACUGUGAUCCAGUCGCUGCCCAGGAACGGCAGCCUCGCGACGGCAGCGGGUCUCGGGGGCUGAGGAUCCCCGAAGACGUGGAGGUGCUCCUAGGAGCCAGCGCCACACCAUCACUACACCGCCAGAAACCCCGGGGACCCCUCCAAGGCCUUUAUCCCGCCCUGCAGGGUCUCUGUCCUCCCAGCCCUUCCAGGCCUGGGGACAAGUUCUGCUCCCUAAUCGGCUUGUCUGUUUGGUUUCCGGUGCACUCCCUGCCGGUCCCUCCUCCUCCAAGACACUUCACCAGGCUUCCCUCACCACACCUGGGGACUGCUUCCUGGGAAAUCCAACUUCUAGGGCCCUGUUCUGAGAACAAGCCUUCCAGUCUUGCUUUCACACCCCGCAGGCUCCCAGGCCACUUCCAUCACCCUAAAUCCAGCCCACAGGCUCUGCAUAAGUUUCAGUGUUCUGAAGCGUCACUAAUCGCCACUCUGAACUUUGACUCCUUUGGAGAGACUGCCAAAGGCACAAGAAAGUUUCUGAAACAUAAUGGAAAAAUCCUUCUGGGGCUGUACUUCCGGAGAGCUUCCACAAUCCGAGCCAGGGUGUACAGGGGCGAGAUCCAGGUCCCACCCAGGAGAUCCAGGUCCCACCCAGGUCCCACCCAGGAGAACGGCUUGACAGAGAGGUACCUGCCUGGUGGGCUGACUGCACUUUGUGGGUCUCGUUCACAGGAGCUCUGCGCUGACCCCCAAUUUAUUGUUGGAGGAGCCACCCGCACAGACAUCUGCCAAGGAGCCCUGGGUGACUGCUGGCUGCUGGCAGCCAUUGCUUCCCUCACCUUGAAUGAAGAGAUCCUGGCUCGAGUGGUCCCCCUAGACCAGAGCUUCCAGGAAAACUAUGCCGGGAUCUUCCACUUCCAGUUCUGGCAGUACGGCGAGUGGGUGGAGGUGGUGGUGGACGACAGGCUGCCCACCAAGGACGGGGAGCUGCUCUUUGUGCAUUCGGCCGAGGGGAGCGAGUUCUGGAGUGCCCUGCUGGAGAAGGCAUAUGCCAAGAUCAAUGGAUGUUAUGAAGCGCUGUCGGGGGGUGCCACCACCGAGGGCUUCGAAGACUUCACCGGAGGCAUCGCUGAGUGGUACGAGUUGAGGAAGGCCCCUCCCAACCUGUUCAAGAUCAUCCAGAAGGCUCUGCAAAAAGGCUCUCUCCUGGGUUGCUCCAUCGACAUCACCAGCGCUGCGGACUCGGAGGCCAUCACGUUCCAGAAGCUGGUGAAGGGUCACGCGUACUCGGUCACGGGAGCCGAGGAGGUUGAAAGUAACGGCAGCCUGCAGAAACUGAUCCGCAUCCGAAACCCCUGGGGUGAAGUGGAGUGGACGGGAAAGUGGAAUGACAACUGCCCAAACUGGAACACCAUAGACCCAGAGGAGAGGGAGAGGCUGACCAGACGCCAUGAAGAUGGGGAAUUCUGGAUGUCUUUCAGAGACUUUCUCGGGCACUAUUCCCGCCUGGAGAUCUGCAACCUGACCCCGGACACCCUCACUAGUGAUACCUACAAGAAAUGGAAACUCACCAAGAUGGAUGGGAACUGGAGGCGGGGCUCCACUGCAGGAGGCUGCAGGAACUACCCAAACACUUUCUGGAUGAACCCUCAGUACCUGAUCAAGCUGGAGGAGGAGGACGAGGACCAGGAGGAUGGGGAGAGUGGCUGCACCUUCCUGGUGGGGCUCAUUCAGAAGCACCGGCGGCGGCAGAGGAAGAUGGGCGAGGACAUGCACACCAUUGGCUUUGGCAUCUACGAGGUUCCAGAAGAGUUAACGGGACAGACCAACAUCCACCUCAGCAAGAAGUUCUUCCUGACGACCCGGGCGAGGGAGCGGUCUGAUACCUUCAUCAACCUCCGGGAAGUGCUCAACCGCUUCAAGCUGCCUCCCGGGGAGUACAUCCUGGUGCCUUCUACCUUUGAGCCCAACAAGGAUGGGGACUUUUGCGUCCGGGUCUUCUCCGAAAAGAAAGCUGACUACCAAGCUGUCGAUGAUGAAAUUGAGGCCAACCUUGAAGAGAUUGACAUCAGCGAGGAUGACAUCGAUGAUGGAUUCAGGAGGCUGUUCACCCAGUUGGCAGGGGAGGAUGCAGAGAUUUCUGCCUUUGAGUUGCAGACCAUCCUGAGAAGAGUUCUGGCAAAGCGCCAAGACAUCAAGUCAGAUGGCUUCAGCAUUGAGACCUGCAAAAUCAUGGUUGACAUGCUGGAUUCGGAUGGGAGUGGCAAGCUGGGGCUGAAGGAGUUCUACAUUCUCUGGACAAAGAUUCAGAAAUACCAGAAAAUUUACCGGGAAAUCGACGUUGACAGGUCUGGUACCAUGAAUUCCUAUGAAAUGCGGAAAGCAUUAGAAGAAGCAGGGUUCAAGCUACCCUGUGAACUCCACCAAGUCAUCGUGGCUCGGUUUGCAGAUGACCAGCUCAUCAUCGAUUUUGAUAAUUUUGUUCGGUGUUUGGUUCGACUGGAAACGCUAUUCAAGAUAUUUAAGCAGCUAGAUCCCGAGGAUACUGGAACGAUAGAGCUCGACCUUAUCUCUUGGCUCUGUUUCUCAGUACUUUGAAGUUGUAACUAAUCUGCUUGAAGACUUCUCAUGACAGAAAAUCAGCCAAAGACUAAGCUUCCACAGAGAAACACUUUGGAUCUGGGGGCCUUGAAAUUUCGGGAACAUUUACUUCACCUCAUGAUCAUAGCAGAAAAUAAUGAUACUGUCUAUUUGAGACAGCAGAAUUGUUCACAUAUCAAAGUAAAAGAUUUGCAUAUCAUUAUACUAAAUGCAAGUGAGUCGCUUAACCCUUGAUAAGCUCAAAGAAAGCUUUAAAAUCUGUAAAUAGCAUACUCUUUCUACUUUUCCACACACUCCUGUUUAUAGCAAUAUUAAAUCAAGAAAAAUAUGCAGGGGGUGUUUAAACAACCGAGCAAACAUUCAGUCAAUCUCAAAGGACACAAGGCCCUUGCUGGGAAUAUGCAAAAUAACUUGAAGUUUAAAAAGGCAGCCAGCGUAUCUACCAAACAGCAGCCCAGGGGUCACCAUUUCCCAUGAGCGAACUAGAAAAUAUGAUGCAUCGUGAUGUAAUGUCAAGGGACCUGAAGAGUCCAGGUGAGGAAGCACACCUCUGUCACUUGGUCAAAGAGACAGGUUUUAUGUAGUAUUGACUGCGAACAGAAAAAGUUGUUCUUAAACUCAAGUCCUUGACCAUAUUUGGCCUUAUGCAUUUAGUCUUAUAAAUACUGGAGGGCUUCUACUCCUGAUCAACUGAGGCAGCACACCAAAACCAGGUGUUCAAUUUGCAAGCCAAUCACAAUAAAGGACAAAACAAGCUGUUCACCACCUCAAAACUUUAUGAACCGCUAGUGUUUGUCCCUGGAGUUAAAGGGACAUUACUUAGGAGCUCUUGGGGACACGAGCUUGUGUCCUGGCUUUACCUUGGGAAAAUGCUAGCAAUAUUAUAAAGCAUUGCCUUGUUGCCUUAUCUUCUUCCAAAUGUACUGUUAAAUAAAGAGUUACCCCAUGCAAUGACACCACGCCAUGUUUUCCUUCCAGGAGGGUGGCCCCAGCAGGCCAGUUUUUGAGCAUACACGAUUGUUUCUAUUUUAACAAGGUAUGCUACACCUCUCUAAAUUCACAUAUUCAGGGGAAAAGGCAUCUGACCUAUAAUUAAAAUGUAGAAAUAUAAAUUUUUUUAAAA